Molecule: messenger RNA, 9538 nt
Organism: Bactrocera latifrons
Lineage: Eukaryota; Metazoa; Arthropoda; Insecta; Diptera; Tephritidae
Product: Down syndrome cell adhesion molecule-like protein Dscam2
Biological process (GO): cell-cell adhesion
Molecular function (GO): protein binding
Source: RefSeq, a predicted model, not a curated record
AUGCUUCCAACUACUUUGACACCCAAGGACCUAAUUUUUCGCAUGAGCCGCCAUCUCGCAUCGAAUUCACCAAUAACGCCGGCAGCAUUGCCGAUUGCAUAGCGCAUGGCAAUCCACCGCCGAAUGUCGAAUGGCUGGACAAGGACAAUAAUCCCAUCACCUCGAUAUCAAAGGUCCGUCAUAUGCUCGCUAACGGUUCACUCUAUUUCCCCCCAUUCGAGGCGGAAGAGUUCCGUCAAGAUGUCCAUUGGUCCGUGUAUCAUUGUGUGGCCAGCAAUGCUGUGGGUACAAUUGUUUCUCGUGAUGUCGUGAUCAAAGCAGUUGUAAAUCAACGCUAUGAACCGGAAGUGCAAAAUCCAGGAGGUUUUAUUGGUAGCAAUGUAUUAAUUAAAUGUAAUAUUCCGUCGUUUGUUAAGGAGUAUGUAACGGUAACAUCAUGGCUGCAGGAACCAAAUUUCAAUAUAUAUCCAUCGCUAGAAGGAGAUGGGAAAAAUCAUAUGCUACCUACCGGCGAACUUCUGGUGUACAACAUCACUCGCACCGAUGCGCACAAAGUUUAUCGCUGCCGCACCCAUCACAAGCUGACGCAGGACUCCGUUGUGAGCAGCAAUAUGGGCAAAAUUCAAUUGACUGAAAUGCGUGAACUCGUGCCGCCCAUUAUGAAUGAGAAGGCCACAAGCGUGGUAGCACGCUUGGGCGAUCCCGUUGUCGUGCCAUGCGUGGCGUACGCAAACCCGAAGCCUGUCUAUCGCUGGCAUACGAAACGACCAAACAACGAGGAGUCCAUACAGCAUUUGCUGGCGACAGGUCGUGCAAAAAUUAAGGAAGGCACGCUAAUUAUAACCGCAGUCGAUCGGUCCGACAGCGGAGCCUUCUUCUGCACUGCCACCAACUCGGAAGGCAGCGAAACUUUGGAAGUACAAAUUGCCGUUACAUCACCGCUCACUGCCAGCAUCCAACCCACCGUGCAAACAGUGAAUCUGGGAAAAACCGCAAACUUGAUUUGCAGCAUUUCGGGCUUCCCAAAACAGAGUGUUCUUUGGCUGAAGGAUGGUCAACCACUGCGUUCCGGCGCACGCGUCCGUCUACUCUCCACAGAGCACAUACGCAUUACGUCCAUUACAAAGGAAGACAAGGGGAUGUAUCAGUGUAUUGUGAAAAAUGAUUUGGAGUCGGCCCAAGCCACAGCGGAAUUGCGACUAGGAGAGGUGGCACCGCAACUAAUCUACAAAUUCAUCGAACAGACUAUACAACCAGGACCGUCAGUUUCGCUGAAGUGCAGCGCCAGUGGCAAUCCAACACCGAAAAUUGUCUGGCACUUGGAUGGAUUUCCGCUACCAAAUAAUGACCGUCUCAUGAUUGGACAAUAUGUCACAAUGUUUGGUGAUGUUAUAAGCCAUGUCAACAUAUCUGCAGUAAAGUCAGAAGAUGGCGGCGAAUACGAGUGCAAAGCAAUAUCGCGGGCAGGUGAAGCAUCGCAUUCGGCACGCUUAAAUAUCUACGGUAUGCCAUAUGUGCGCAUGAUGCCGAAACUAUCUGCGGUAGCGGGAAAGACCUUUUUUCUCAAAUGCCCUGUGGCAGGAUAUCCAAUCGACAGCAUCAUCAUAGAGAAAGAUGGCGUCAGAUUGCCAACGAAUAUAUGACAGCGUGUUCAGAACGGCACCCUACUCAUCGAGAAUGUGCAGCGCACCGCCGAUCAGGGAACCUACACUUGCAUCGCCCGCAACAAGCACAACUACACGGCGCAACGGACGGUGGAGGUGAAAGUUUUGGUUCCUCCACGCAUUUCGCCGUUCAACUUCGAAGAGGAAAUCACCGAGGGUAUGCGCACGCAGCUAAUGUGUUCAAGUAGUCAGGGUGAUCAGCCGUUCAAUAUCACUUGGCUAAAGGAUGGCACACCGAUUUUGGGUAAUACCGCACAACAACAACUACCCGUCGCUAAUUUACCCAACGAUUUAGCGGGUGGGCGCUUACAAAAUGGCGGUGGAUCGCUUGGUGGUGGCGCCGGUGGGAAGAGUUAUAGUCCAAUGGAUAGCUCGCUCACCAUUAAUGAGUACACACCGUUUUCCAGCAUUAUUUCCAUACACAAUGUGACGUCACGUCAUAACGGCAAUUAUACGUGUCGUGUCAGCAAUCGCGCGGGAUCCGUUGAGUAUACGGCGGUACUGUCCGUUUCGGUUCCACCACGUUGGAUACUAAAACCCACCGAUCAAGAUGCCAUACUCGGUAAUCCAGUGGCCAUAACCUGCAAAGCCGAUGGAUUUCCAAUACCCACCGUACAAUGGAAGCAGUCGAUUGGUGACUCAGGUGAAUAUCGUGAGCUCAGUUAUGGCAUUGGAAACGGUAACUCACAAUCUGUUAUCGAAACGUAUAACAACGGGUCGCUGAUCAUACCAAAAGUUGGGAGAGAGCAUGAAGGCAGCUAUUUGUGCCAAGCAAGUAACGGCAUCGGUGCGGGACUGAGUACACUAAUCAAAUUAACUGUGCAUGUUGGUCCCUCUGUAACGGUUUCGAAGAAACAAGUUUCCGUCCGUCGUGGUGACCGUGUCACAUUGCGCUGCGAAGCUGAUGGCGAUCAACCGCUGAAUAUAACAUGGCGCGCCAAAGCAAAUCAUAUUGAUCCAUCCUAUGACAUACGUUAUCAUAUCAAAGAUUCACCGUUAAGUCGUGGCACCGUCUCAGAAAUGACCAUACUACAGACCAUACUUAACGAUCGCGGUGAAUACACGUGCAUUGCCACUAACAACUAUGGACACGAUCGCGCUGUAAUUCAUCUGCAAGUGCAGGAGCCACCGAACUUUCCAGUAAAUUUGCAUGUCACCGAUUUGGGUAGCCGGUCUGUAACGCUGGCUUGGUCGCCAAAUGAUCAAGAUUCGAUUUUUAUGAAUAACGGUGGUAAUAAUCGCGAUUCGCAACCUAUAUCGAAUUACAUUUUGCAAUAUAAGAAAGCAGGCGAUGUCUGGCAUGAGCACAAUAACCAAAAAUUAUUGCCCGGCGAUAAGACCACCGCACAAAUUGGUUCACUACGUCCAGCGCAAGCGUAUCAUUUCCGCCUUUACGCCGAAAAUCAUCUGGGUACCAGCGCUCCGAGCGAUAUAUUGCUCGUUCAAACCGAUGCUGAGGUGCCAAGUGGUCGUCCGCAAGAUGUUUCCGCUGAGCCACUAGGGCCACAACAAUUACUCAUCACAUGGCGUCCGCCAGAACGUGACACAUGGAAUGGGGAACUCUUGGGUUACACAAUCGCAUACCAAAAACAUGGUGCGCCAGAUAGCGUACAAAACUUCACUAAAGUUAGCAGCCUAGGUGGUGAAGGUCUUAAUGAUUUUCGCCUUACAGGGCUGGAGAAAUACACACAGUAUGCCAUAUCCGUGUCUGCAUUCAAUGUGAAAGGUGAUGGACCACCAAGCGAGGUGACUAUGGGUCACACGUUGGAGGAUGUACCCUCUGCGCCGCCACAGGGUGUUACUUGCAUUGCGCUAACUGCACAAAAUAUACAGAUCUCUUGGCAGGCGCCACCAAAAGAAUCCAAUCAUGGAAUCAUACAAGGCUAUAAACUAUUAUACGAGCCCGGCAAUAUCGAAUCAGAGUACGGCACGCGUGAAACAAAGAUCACUUCAGCGUUGAGUACGGUGUUACAUGGUCUGCAGCCUUUCACGAACUACAGCGUACAGGUUUUGGCAUUUACACGUGCCGGUGAGGGUGUGCUGAGCCCGACUGUGUCGUGUACCACCGAAGAGGCGGUGCCAGAUGCACCGGAGCGUGUUAAGUCUGUUGUAAGUAGUGAGUCUUCAGUUAUCAUUAGCUGGUUACCACCGCGUCGUCCCAAUGGUAUUGUCACCAAGUACAAUGUCUACAUCCGUAUACUAGACAAAGGGCAAGAGUUAAAAAUUCUCAAAGAAGUGUUGCCCGCAAACAAUCGUCACUUUGAAGCUAAAGACUUAAUGGUGCGCGAAACUUAUGAGGCUUGGGUAACGGCUUCGACACGUGUGGGACAGGGACCGAGCACACCGGUGAUCAAAUUAAUACCGAGCCCCUCUGUGCCCGCAGCCAUUAUAUCAUUUAGUCAAACUUUAAGUGUCAGCUGGCGAGUUGAUCUCAAACUGGCAUGCGUCUUCGUUGGUAACCCAAAACCGAACUCGGAAUGGAAAGUGUUAAAUGCACGUUCUAAGAAACAUUUUCGCUUGGAGGUGAGCAACGAUAAUACUCUGACUUUGCGCAAUAUACAGCGUACUCACGAGGGAAACUAUUCGUGUGUGGUACGAAAUUCGAUUGGCUCCGAUCACAUUGUCUAUCAGGUAUACGUACAAGUACCACCAUCUGCUCCCGUGCUUUCCGUCAUCGGCAGUACCACUAACUCCGUGUCACUGCAGUGGCGAGUAGACGACAUUGGCGGUGCACCGCUGCGUGGAUUUACAAUGACCUUCCGUAAGGAAUUCGGCGACUGGGAAGAAAUUGAAUUGGAUCGACGUGUUAACUCUCAUUUAAUAGAGAACUUGGAUUGCGGCACGCGAUACCAGUUUAAUAUGGUGACUUUCAAUAAAAUUGGAACGAGUGAAACAAGUGCCAUCGAAACAGCCAAAACGAAAGGCAAUAAGCCGAUUGCGCCACAUAAGCAAAGCUUGAUACGCUCGAAUAUCACUUCCGCUUUGUUGGAGUUAUCCUCAUGGCAAGAUGGCGGCUGUCCAAUACAAUACUUCAGCAUUGAGUUCAGACGUUAUGGUAUUUCAAGUGACUGGAUCAUCGUCUCUAGUCGCAUAGAGACACACACACGCUAUACAAUCGGCGAUUUGGAGCCUGGAGCUGCAUAUAACUUGCGGGUUGCGGCGCACAAUAAUGCUGGAUCCACGAUUAAGGAGUACUACUUUGAGACGCUGCAUUUUAACGGACUUUCAGCUGAGUUAGACCAUGGCGACUUACCCGAGGUGCGAACACUCUUUCGUGAUGUACAUCUCAUAGCGGUGAUUAUAACAUCGGUGUUUGGUACGAUCUUGGCUAUAAUCGGCGCUUGCAUAUGCUUCAAGAACUAUCCACGUCAACUAUUUGCACGGAAUGUCGACUCGAUGCGGCCGCAUGGUGCUGAUUGCAAGGAUAUACAACAUCGUGAACAAUACUACGGUACGGUACGCAAAUCAUGCCAGCAAUCACCACGUGAAUCGGUUGCUGGGCUUGAACGCAUACCUGAAUACUCUGAAGAUAUCUAUCCUUACGCUACAUUCCAUUUACCAGAACAUGAAAAUCAAUCGGCUAACAUACCGCUCAACCGCAAAGGAGGCCUGCCGGCAAUGUACGAUCCGCGUGGCGGUGGUGUUGCAGACGACAAUACCCUCUCCAGCACGGGUGCCAAGGUGAAGCGUUCGGUUUCGGCGGGCAUUGGCAGCAGCGCUUCAAAUGCAAAUUUAGGCGGUGGACCGGGCCCGGCGUCGGGCGAAUGUAGUCAUACGAAUACUGAAAAACGGCAUAAACGACGCUCGAAAGCAAUCAAAUCGGAGUCGGAGGAAUACGAUAGCUUGAAUAGUGAUAGCGAUUUGAGUGGUGAACGUAUGCGUGAACGUGAAGAAAGUCGCAGCGGACGUGAGUCCUCUUCACAUCUAGACGAUAGCGGCUAUAAUCCGCACGGUCAUAGUCCCUGCAGUGGUGGUAAUGCCGGAGGCAACAAGGAACGUCUUUCAGUAUUCAGUAGGCCUCAACUUCAUAGUAACAGCAUGGACCCCGUGCCCUUCGACUACCGGCUCUUUGACCCGCCACCAAAACAACCGAAACCAACAAUUGCCUGUGGUGCACAGUCACAAUCGCAUCACCAUCACCAGCGACAAACAUCAUCCACAUCAACAUCCACAUCAGCAUCCACAUCCACAUCUGCCCAAAAUUCAACCAACAAUACAAAUAUGCCCAGCGGUCUAUCCGGUGGCAAAGUACGAUCAAAAGCUACCGAUACUAAUUCCAACAGCGGCAGUAACUUCCUCCUCGCCGGCGAGUUCCAAUGUACAACUAACAGCAUCCCCGCCCCGCAUAUUGUCCAGUCGGGUUCAUAUGUCGAAAUUCUGAAGCAUGCCGCACCACAACCCCCCAACAACCAAUCAAACAACCAACAAACAAUCAUGCAAGCGCCAAAUGCAAAACGUCCAAGCGGCGUUGGCGCUGGCGGUGGCACAAACAACGGUAGUAAUAAUGUUGUCAGCGGUGCAGCAUUGGCUUGUCACAACAAAAGCUAUGGUGACUUUCUGACAAUUACACCACGCCGCAAAGGCAAACUGCUUUCAUCUAGCUAUGGUGACAAACACGGUGGCGCUGGUGGUGGUGCUGUUGGCGGCUUGGAUGGCAAUAACCAAGACAAUUAUCGCCAUCAUUUGCCUACCAGCAUCGAACCAUUACAUCUACUCGGCAUACCCAAUGACAACAUGUCUACUUUCUUUGACUAUCGUGCCAUGGAGACGCUCAGCAAUAGUGAUACGCUCGCAAUUGGCAGCAGUCUCUCAGGGCAUGCACACAACAAUAGAGGCAACAAAGCAUAUGACACGAGUACCACUUGCUUAAAUGCAAACAAUUAUGGUGAAUCACCGCAGAGCAAUAGUAAUUCAGGCAUACCUGAUGAGUUCCAUAAUAUAAUUAGCGAGAAGAAUCUAAGUCCACCCUCGGCCUUCAGCGAUAACAACAGUUGUCUGGCAAAAGGUAAGGUCUAAACAUCAAAGUCUGGUAGCAGCACAUCAAGGAAGAUCAUAUCAACAUUGGAAUUUACGACAUAAUUAACCUAAAAGAACUGAAGAAUUCUGCAUAUCAAGUAAGCGAAUCUCUCUAACGGUUAUACUAGAAUUACGUCAUAUAUAUUCAUGAGAAAACAAAACAGCGGAGAAAACGUAAAAAGGAGAAUCAUUAUUGGUUUAGGGGUAACAAUCGAUCGAAACGAAGACGCAACCAAAGACUUUUCUGCAGCAUUUAAUCACAAGCGACAAAUAUAAAGUAAAUAUAUUUAGAAUUAAACGACGGGUGUGUUCUUAAGUUCACCGACAUUCACAAAAAGGAAAUCUUCCAAGAAGUAUCGCUUUCGUAUAUCGUAAAAGCCAUAAGACACAAAGCUCUACACAUCUCCAAAAAAUAGCAUACUUUUAGAUAUGUGUUACGUUUGUAUGUACUAGGCUAUACGCUAAUCCAUGUAAAUUUAUAAAAUUGCAGUAUUUAUGGCGAAUGGCGCCUAGUUAAAUUAAUUAGAGGUAAAAAGUGGCAUUUCGUUUACAAUUGAGUUCUCGAAACCGUUAGCUUGAACGGACAAAUGAGUGAAUGAUGAACAUAAUCGAAAGCGCUAACUAUCAGAUCCAUUUCAUCGACACUUUUACGUAAGAACCAUAACCUAUCCGCAGAAUUACUAUCAAUAGAGGGGAGCCAUCUCAAAAGAUUUUGUCAUCGCACAACAUUUGCAGAAAAUAUGAUAAUAUUAGACUGUUAUGUUUAAGAGAGGAAUUUGACUCUUUUUUUACUUGUCUUAAACUGUUUAGGAGAUGAUUUUAGUCCGCAAUUUUGCUUCCCAGUAAGCCGACACUAUAUUCAAUUUUUCGAAGGGUAUCAUGACGCUAGAGAGAGAACAAGACCGAAAUAAUCUGCUUUUGACAAAUUCCGGGAAUCUUUAUUCAUGAGAGCUAUCAAGCUUUCUGGCACAUUUCCUAUUAUUAUAUUUCUACAAAAUUGCAUGACCUGUGCUGCAAGGAUACACUUUUUAUGAACUAUAAUGCCAAACUUGAUUUUGGAGUCAUUUCCCAACCAUACUGUCUUUCUUUUUGGGUGGUAAACUAGGAGAAUGGCGAAUCAUUAAAACAUCAUUGUAAUAAAACAAGUUCGUGAGCAGUGUUUAGCAUUCAGUAUUAAAUAGAUUUUUUGUUGCAGCGUCUUAGACAACAUUUCCGCUCCGUAAUGGGAGUACUUGGCAUAUAUGUUGGUUGGCCAAUGCCACGCCUAUAAAACGCCAUUAAAUGAAAACAUAUAAACCAACGACCAUAUCAAGAUAAAUAACAGGGGAACACAGUUGUAAGUGACAUUGACUGAAAAAUGGGUAUGGCUCUGCACUAAACCACUUAAGCUAGCUACAAGAACCAAAUUCGAUCACGGCAAAUCCCUUUAGCACCCCUAUCUGAUAAAAUCGGGAGAUAACUCGGUUCACUUCCCAUAUAAAACUGUUAAAAAGUACUAAAAUGUGCGAUGGGCAUUAUUUAAAACUAUUCAAGCCGCUAGGUACCUAAUAUGUAGAGCCCAGUAUCUAUAGUUGGCUGUUCGCCUUCAACUGAACUUAGCCCUCCUUCCAUGUUUCUGAGUUAAAAUAAUUUCAUGAAUAUUUUCUUCCAUUUUCAUUACAUAGUCUCACUUUUUCAAAAGUUUUGCUUUGGAGAGAGUCCUUCUUCUGUUAUCUUUUCACAUUUUUACUAUAGAACUGAAUUUUGCUGCGAGCUCUUUUAGCUUUGUCUUUCCAACUGUGAAAAAAAAUCAUUUUUUAUAGAUUGUUUUGAAGAUGCUACGAGUAUUAUGGGUACUUUGUAGAUAUGUUAGUUUAAUAGUUUACAAUUGUAUCUGUAAACGUAUACUUAAUGCCAAAUCCUUCUUAUACAGUCUAGUACCGAAGGUUCUCAAUUUCCAUAUACGUAGCUAAGUGGAAAAAAUUUUUGACGAUUGAUUACAUUUUCCAGUAAAAUUCUUUACGCUGGAGAAAAAAUUUUUGUUGAUUUUUCUUAUCUGACUGCAAAAUAUUUGAGAUGUUGCUAUUGCUAAGCUCUGUAUUGGGAAAGUCAGAAGUGCUUAGGUAUUUUGGCGUAUAGUUAAAUAUACUGAUUUCUGAUAUAAAAAGCUAGUUUAUUUAAAAUAAAUUUUUUAUAUGAUUAACUAAUACUACUAUAUAAAUUCUACCCUAAUUAACUACGUUUUCAGUUAGUUUAUGGAAUUGACUUCAAUUUCAGCGAUUCGUGGUGAGAAAUGUUUAAAAAUAAGAACAGAAUUUUGUAGAAAAAGAGCAAAGGAAAUUGCAUUAGAUAAGUUGAUUAUUACAUAUACCAUACAUAUUUAUAAGCAUAAGCAACACACUGUUAAUUAGUUAAAUCUACAAAUGAAGAAUUAAUUACCAUAAAUAUAAACGAACUCCUUUUUUAAUAUUGUGUACAUAUAUACUAUAACGAAGUAUUUGAAAGCAUUUAAAUAUAUGCAUUUAAAACUCAAAUAUCGAACACGAAACCAAAUAUCAAUAUUACAAACUGAACAUACUGAGAAAUUACAUAGUUAUCUUAACGACUGUAUGUGUGUACAUAUAUAGAAACAAACGUUAAUAUCGUUUAUUUUAGUCAAUAAGGUAAAGAAGUCAAUAAAUCAUUAACAAUUAUUAAAAAUAAUUAUAACGGUAUAAGCCCCUGCAAGCCCAUAGACAACAAAAUUAGACAGUUUGGUAGCAGCAGAAACCGUGAAUUUGCGAUUAACCCUCGAUAUCAAUUUAAAGCGUCAAUUUUUUUAUAAAAAUUUGCAAACUUUUGAACUAACUAUGUAUUUAAGAAAAAAUUAAAAAUUUAGG